Chlamydomonas reinhardtii is the source of this 1591-nucleotide messenger RNA. RefSeq lists its product as uncharacterized. Gene Ontology annotation, biological process: endoplasmic reticulum to Golgi vesicle-mediated transport. Gene Ontology annotation, cellular component: TRAPP complex. The record is from RefSeq and is a predicted model, not a curated record. Lineage: Eukaryota; Viridiplantae; Chlorophyta; Chlorophyceae; Chlamydomonadales; Chlamydomonadaceae. The transcript has 6 exons. The coding region runs from base 316 to 732 and encodes 138 amino acids.
CCUUUUGAGACUAGUUUUGGCGGUCCAUGAGCUUCCUGGCUCGUUUGGACCAAUCUACGAGCAUGAACUUGUAACAUCAAUCAAUCAAGGUCAAUCAAGUUAACACAGUCAAUGACAAGAUAAAAUAAGCCUAAAGCCCAGCAUUCAGCUGUGGGAUAAUAAGUCAACAGUUGGCGCGCAGGUUGGCGCGGAAGUCAGUUAAUUUGCCGUUCUUGACACGCCAAGCAAAUUUUUACUCUAUUUGGCAACUGUUAAUAUACUUGGUAGGCCUGCGGCCCCAGGGGCCGAGGCACAAAACACCUCUCGACAAGCGCUAUGUCCGUGUACUCGCUCUACGUCAUCAACAAGUCUGGUGGUCUCAUCUACAAUCGGGACUUCACGGAAGCUGCGCGAGUCGACACGAAUGACUCAUUGCGGUUGGCCAGCAUCUGGCAUUCGCUGCACGCCAUUGCGCAGCAGCUGAGCCCCGUGCCGGGCUGCACCGGCAUCGAGCUGCUUGAAGCGGACACCUUCAACCUGCACUGCUUCCAGACGCUGACGGGCACCAAGUUCCUGCUGGUGGUGGACCCGCACGCGUCCUUCAUACCGGCGUUGCUGCAGCGCAUCUACGAGUUGUAUUCGGACUACGUCAUGAAGAACCCAUUCUACGAGACGGAGCAGGUCAUCAAGUGCGAGCUGUUUGACGAAAACGUGGAGCAGCUCAUUCGGAGAUACUUACAGCAGGCCAUGUAAAGGCCAGGAGCGCAUGCACACUGCGGUAUACUUCCUGCGUGAGCCUGUGCUGCUGAGCAGUCAAGGCACUGCAAAUUAUGCAGGUCAUCAUCGCAAUGUUGUUGACGGCUCGGAUGAGGCGGGGUGCUUCCUGGCAGCCGGUAAUGCCAUGGCAGGACACGAUUUGCUGAGAUACCGUAGGACACUGUGAGCGGAUGGGUGCCCCCGCAUGUUUGCUAGCCCCGAGCUGGGUAGGGAUAGCGGACGAGGAGAACGUUGUGAUGCAUGUAGGAUGCUGUAGGCAGGACCUCGUGGCCGGCGUGGCGUCAACGGCUGUAGCCCUGCCUAUCUGUCUGUGCCAGGUCGCGUGGGCCAAAUCUAUGUGUCGCCAUGGGGUGUUGUACUGCGCCGCUGGUUCGAGUGCCAUCUGGCGAAUGCCGCUGUGCGGCUACCCUGACCCUAGCGGGUCCUGGGCAAAGAAGUAGUGUUGGCGGUAGGCACCCGGAGUAGGCCAGAGGCCCAUGCUGCACUGAUUGCCAGCGUCAUCGGGUGCGCGCCGUCUUGCGGUAGCAUCUGGGGCAGCUGUGAUUGGACUACAGAAGGCGCCGGGGCGCUCAGCUGAAAUGCCAGCGCAGCCUUUCUGUGGCAGGCAAGGGUGUCUGGGGAGAGGUCUCUUUGAGCAGCAUCAGCUGUCUUGCCAUUUGGGUACCAGGGGCCGUACGAAGAGAAUGCGGUACCGGUACCUUGCCCAUCCUUCAGCCUUAUAGGGUACCAAUGGCGGUUUCAGCUCCAUGAAUUCCGUGAGCACGAAUUUCCAAUCCUGUCCUUCGGGGAGAGUCACGAGGCCUUAAUCAGGGAUUCAGGGGCACCCCUGGCCUUA